GCACCGGUCGGAAGUAGUGCCAUUGUCAAAAAACGGAAGUGCCGGCCGUCGCUGGUCCAGCUCGAGUAAAAUUACUGCUGCAGUCGUGGUUCCGACACGCUCGCUGGCAGGUGGCACAAUCUCGGAUCGUGUGGACAGCGAUGGACGUCCGCGGACUCGCAGCCGAUUGCAAGCGACCUGUUUGAGUAAAACUGAGCAUUCGCAAUCGGUCACCCAGCAUGGCCGUCACGUCACUUGUUUGUGGAGCAUGCGUGUUCGGCUGCAUGAAAGGAUGCCGCGAAUGCCGGGUCUGUUUCGGCAGAAACAACUCACUGGAGGAGAGCGUGGAAAAAUCACUGGAGCCGACACUGUGGCCGCGUUUGCGACUGGAGUGCGCCGGGCUCAACUUCAAGCGACCCCAACUAGCACGUCUCAAUUUGCGAUUCGCCUCGCUCAUUUCAGCCGUUGACGUGCCAGAAGCCGGCGGUGACUUUCAAACCUACCAAAAUUUCCAAUGCCCAGAGGGUGACUCGGGGGUGGAGCGGGCGCGGGCGGCGGUCGAGCAGGCCACAGAGCGCUUGUUGCAGCGACUUUUGUGCACGGUGGCCGACCUCGACUCGCGAUUCGCCACCAAGUUCCUCGCAACUUUGGCUUCCAAGGCGGAACGUGCCGAGCAUCGACCGUGGCCCGGACGUCGCUUUCACUACAUGAUAAGGCUUGACUCACUGUCGUGGCCACCGCUGUACCCGGCCCCUGAAGCUGAUAGCGACUUCGACAAUGGCGAGACGGAAGAAGUCGCCUCAAGCACGGCCUUCUUCGACGAGGGUGAGGCAGGCGUGCUGCCCCCGGGCUGGCUCAGGGUCAAACCUGCGCAGGGAGCGGCCCAACAGGCCUGGGCAGAGUUCCUCACCCCCUCCGGCUGCCUCCGAAGGGAUCGCGUCGUGGAGCGGUUCGCAAUGCUUUUGAGCCAGGCGGCCGGGACGAACACCAACGACAGCGAGACAGACGAGUCGCGAGUAUGCGGCAGCCCGGGUAAAGUUCUGGACGCGGCGCUUUUGCAGCAGCUCCUCUGCCAAAUCCAACCGCAGCACCAGCUCUUCUACGGUCCCAGUGAAGCACAGCGGUGCCGGCCGCCUGACCCACGAGACUUCCAGCUGGCCGUGGUGCACGAAAAUGGUGCAGGGCCAGUGACCCUGCACAUCGGCUUUCUUGCCCCUUCCCUCCAACUCGCAUUCCCACCUGAUGCACGCAACAUAGUCAAAGUGCACCUGCACGUGGGGGUGGCCCUGUCAGGGUGGCCCCUAGGCCCUUCCACCUUCCCCUCGCGACUGCCUCUGCACCAUCCACUUGCCUUACUCGCCUACCAGUCAACGCAAAAUGGCUACUUCGCAGUGGCCGCGCCGCCGCCGCCUAACUUGCGAUGCGAGGAGCGCCGCUCUGCCUGGGCAGCCGCCUUCCCCACGCUCGAACUCGAGCUGGACGAGCACUUUUGCGCCUCGUCCACGCCCCGCAGGACGCUCAAUGUCCUCAGGCACUUGGUCUCCAGAAUGAAGAAAGAGGCCAACGACGACGACGACUCAGUCAGUGAAAGUCUGACCACCGUGGACGACUACACGCUGCGCACUCUUGUGUGGCAGCAGUUAGAGCGGUGGACAAGCGUGAAUGCGUGGGAGCCGGCGUCACUGGCGGCGCACGUACUUCUCGCCCUGGACUCGCUGCUGGCAGCGCUCAAGGCGCGCCAUGUGUCGCACUUGGUCCUGCCAGACUGCAACAUCCUGUGCCAGACGCCUCUCGACGCCUCCCUCGUCGCAAAAUACGGCGAUCACGAAGAGGCGUGCGACGCCGCCAUGGUGGAGGACACGCAGCUGGUGAUGGACUGCCUCCUGCGGCUAUACCAGGCCGGCACCUCCACUUCGCCGCUGCCUCAGGGCGUGUCCUGGGACGGCGAGGAAGAGGAACGCAGGGCUGCUGCCCUCGAAGCGGCCCUGCUCAGGCGCUGGGGCAACGCCCUCAAUACCGUGUCCCCGCUGCCACCGGAAAUGCUGACAUCGUCUCUAACGCGAUUCGAAAAAAUCAGCAAAUUUUGCUGCGGACGGGACACUGGCGAUCCACCCACGCCAGAACAAUUUUCAUCCAGACAACUAGAUUACUUGGCUAAGUUGAUGCUCGAGUUCCUGCGCUUCACAAAGUGCUGUUACGCGCCGCAGUACAAAGAGGGCAACGAGGCUGCCGUCGAUGUUGGUUCCCUGCGCUGCUCCAGCGGCUCUGAGGAGACCGAGGAUUUCCUCUUCCUACUGCAGGCGGUCAUAAAUCAAGCGCUCGGAUCUGCGGCGCACACGACUAACAGCAAACAGGUCAAACGACGCUGCAGACAGAAUACGCGCAGAGCGCAGACUGAUAAACAACAGUUGUGGCAGGAAGUGGUGUGCGACUCAGUGCGUCGUGAGCCUUUGGCCAUCGGCGUUUUGCAGAAUGAGAUGGCUUUGGUUCGAUUGUUGCUAAAGUGGCUAUUCAAAGCCACCGAGCUGGCGCCUCGUGCCCUCAAAAGACGUCUGGCUAAUUUCCUGACGCAAUUGUGGGCCACCAGCAGAGAGGCGGUGUGGUAUCUGCCAGAGUGGAAGAAGCACAGACAAGAGGCGCAAGAUGAGCUCAAUGCCAUGGCUGCCUUUUGCACCAUGCUGCUAAACUCGCAGGAUGACAGAGGAAAGCAGGAAGGCUGGACAGGUGUUGCCGUGCUGAAAGACGCCGCUGAGAAGGGUUGGUCUUGGGCUAAAUCAGCUCAAAGUGAGCUGGUGCGAUCAGGCUGCCUGCAGUUUGUGCUGGCGCCUGCUAAAGGGGUGGUCCGCAGGUGCGACGUCGCUUUGGCCAUCCAGCCUUCGCCUAGAGACACCAGCCCAACGCAGGUGUCAAAGCAGGUCAGCCGCAGCCGCACUUUACCAGCAAAAGGAUCCAGACCGACAAACAUUUCGCAAGAUGAACUCACUCUACGCCUUGGCCACAGAAGAGGCUCUAGUGGACACUGCGGUUCACUAAUUCCAGCGCAUCAGCGAUUGAAGGACGGAAGUCCAAUGACGGUUGCUCUGGACAACCGGCGCCGACAUGGACAACAAUUCGCUCUUUCCAGCCUUGUGCAUGCCUUCAUUGCCAUGCACAAAAUUUCAGUUCUUCAAGAUGUCGCUUCGCUGUUGCCUCCCCAUGAGCGACAGCCAGUGUUGGACGCGUUGCAAAAAUUAUCCAGAGCUCGCCGUCAAACUAGAAAACACUCAAGCUUCGAGUCUGACGGCAAAUUCACUUUAAAGAAUCCAGAAUUCCCACUUCUAGAAUUAGUUGGGAUAAAGAGCAAUGAAUCAGCAGGGGGCAGAAUUGAGUCUACAAACAUGGCUUGCAACAUUUUGAGCACAUGUCGGAACGCCAGAAACCUGCAACGAAGACACAGUCUGUACUCUACCCUCGGGGCCGGUCUCAUUUACUCCACCUCACCAGCCAGCGUCCGUCGGCGGCACGCCAAAGACUCUUCAAGACAUGGAAUCGCCCUACUGCAGUUUGCCAACAACGGUGAACUCACUCUCCACAGUCGCAACACUGGACUCGACUCCAGUCAAAUGUUUUAAAUUUGCCCAAUAAUAUGUUAUAAUUUGGAUAUUUUGUCCAUAAUGUAAUACUACAAUGUGUACAUAAAAAUAAUAUGUAACAAUUUUGAGGGAAAUAGAGCGUAAAAUUUAAAACGUAUUUUUGUUAGUUUAUUAAAUCUAAAGUUAGAUGCACUGAAUGACCAAACAAAAUAAUAUCUUGGUGACAUAAAGUGACAAAUAAAUAAUUAUUACCCAUUGCACCUGUGAUAAAUAGCAGAAUAGUAAUAUUUAUUUAAAAAAAAUGUUUUACGUAAUAAUGGAAUCACAUAUAUAUUUAUAGUUGUUAACUAAUUUAUUUUAGACUCUGCCGUCUUUUAUAGUACUAUUAGUAUUAUAUGCCUGAACUUAGCUGGAAUUUGAUGUCAUUUUGAAAGUAAGGAAUCAAUAAAAAUUAAGAUUCAAUUGAUUGAAUUAUUUAACGUAUGAAAACCUCAAGCACAA
Messenger RNA from Cloeon dipterum, 4052 nucleotides. RefSeq lists its product as uncharacterized. Lineage: Eukaryota; Metazoa; Arthropoda; Insecta; Ephemeroptera; Baetidae. The record is from RefSeq and is a predicted model, not a curated record. The coding region runs from base 219 to 3590 and encodes 1123 amino acids. The transcript is spliced from 18 exons.